Salarias fasciatus (jewelled blenny) is the source of this 5890-nucleotide messenger RNA. RefSeq names its product PR domain containing 2, with ZNF domain a (gene prdm2a). NCBI's taxonomy places the organism in Eukaryota, Metazoa, Chordata, Actinopteri, Blenniiformes, Blenniidae. Gene Ontology annotation, biological process: regulation of transcription by RNA polymerase II. Bases 201 to 4355 code for a protein of 1384 amino acids. Gene Ontology annotation, molecular function: RNA polymerase II cis-regulatory region sequence-specific DNA binding; DNA-binding transcription factor activity. The record is from RefSeq and is a predicted model, not a curated record. The transcript has 4 exons.
GAAGAAACAAACAGCUGUCUGCAAGCUGCACCACAGGAAACCCUUCCUGCGUUUCUCCUCCACUGGUUUGGCGUUAACCUCACCUCCAGCAGACACCAAAGGAAACGUCUCCCGGCAAAUGAAGCUUAUACCUCUUGCUGACUCCUAAAAUGGAUUGAGACUGACAUCCUUUGAGCAGUUGGAUAUCAGCAUAACAGAGGAUGGAGGACUCGCCUCACCUGUACAUCUCAGAAUUUGGAGACGGCGAGGACGUUGAAGAGGAGGAGGAAGAGGACGUUUAUCAGGAGGAAAGAGACAGUAGUCAUAACCCACACACUCACACACAACUAGAUCAGGAAACUGAGAAAGACUUGGACUGUUUUCUCUGCAAGCACUGUGAGCGGCGUUUCACCAGCAAACAAGGCUUGGAACGACACAUGCACACUCACGCUUUGGCAAAUGACGACACACAAACACACAAUAGCAAUACGGGCAUCAUCUCUUUUGGUUCAAUUUUAAGUGAGGAGCAGCAGGAAAAAGCGAACCCUCUGGACCCUGAAGGCUCAGUAAUGCAAGUUGAUUCUUCAUCCUCCUCUGGCCAUUCUGUUCUGUCAGCAGGAGAGCUCACUGCUCACCCACAGCAGCCAGGCGUCUUGGACGGACAUCAUGCCUGCAAGUACUGCGAAAAGAUAUUCACAACACAUACCAACAAGCGGCGCCACGAACGCAGGGUCCACGAGAAUCACCUGCAGCCCACACAUGUGGACAAAAACCCAAAGUCUCGUGAGGAGGAUCUUCAGAAAGUAGUCAAUGUGUCAUCUCAAAAAACACAGCUCAGUGACGGCACAGCACCUGUCGCGGUCCUGGGGAACGUCGUCCAACAUACAGAACAGUACAUGUUAGAUGUGUCCAGUGAUAUUUCAGAGAAUCUCAGCUUUUACAUUGAUGGGAAGAUAGUGUCGACGAGUACAGUCAGUAACUGUGAAGCGGUGGAAGUCCUCUCUGGGUCUUCAGCCUUAGUAGGACUGGACGCCCUGAUUCUCGACCCCGCCCAGAUCAGCCACGUCCUGACGACCGAAUCGGCCACCGCCAAGGAAAUACCCGGCCAGCCCCUCGCCAAGAGGAGAACAGCCACCCCGCCUCUCUUGCCACAAAUUAAAACUGAACUGGAGUCUGAGGUGGUGGUGUCUUCAUCCUCAUCGUCGCUUGUUUCUUCUCUGAUAGAAAACUUACUGCCGCAGAACACAGAGUCUACAGUUGUGCAAAAUGAAAGGACAGUGUUCUUGUCACCAAAGCUGAAGCAGCUCCUGGAGAAACAGGAUGGCCUUAAACCCACACUCGCCCUCAUCACAGACAGCCAGAAGCCAUGCUCCCCUAUCUCCCUCUCUGUCUUACCCUCUGGAACCGGAAGGUUUAAAAGGAGAACUGGAUCUCCACAGCAAAAUACCUCAAAUGAAGAUGCAUCGAUGGCAGAUACGGGAGAUUUUGAUGGUAGUACAGGACAGAUGGAAACUCAUCAUAGUUCACCUGUGACCCAAACAGUGAGUGAAAACACCUCUGUAUCUGUGUCGGAGUCGACAGUGAAGCCUGUUUUGACGGAGAGCUGGACCCCCACGACCAGUGGUAAUUCCUGCAACCAGCAACCUCUGGAUCUUUCCAAUACAGUCAAAAGAAAUGACGACGUGGCUUCAGCUGAUGCUGCACUGGAUUUGAGUUUGCAAAGAAAGAGUCAAGAUGACCCUGAAACAUUAAAAUCAGCCUCACGUUCAGAUUUAAACGCUGACGCCACGUGUGCGUUGGAGCAAGCGUUAGUGAAAAUUGGGGAGCAAAGCUUAAGCCUAAUGAAUCCCAAGGCUCCAUUAGUCACUGACUUUACUAUCGUCACAAGUUCAGAUAUUGUGACUCCAGUGGAGUCGCUUGCAGAAGGGCUGGUUUAUAGUCUGACCCUGCCUCCCAGUUCUCUGACUCCAUCGUCCCCCUCCCUCACCCCCGUUGCCCUGCAGCCAGCGUCGCCGUGCACGAUAGCGUUCGCUUCACCGGCCUCACACGCCAUGCUCCCCUCCGCACCUUCAUUAAUCACAGUUUUGGCACCUCCACCGCCCAUUUCCAGCUCUUUAAGUCAGCCUAUCCAGGUGUUGGCCCCAAACAUGUCAUCCGAACCCUUGGUCAUUUGUGCAGAGAAUGCAUUAAAUUCUUCAGAGUGCGAUUUAACUACGACUUUUGCCGCUACAAACUCUGCCAAUCUCGUCAGUCUUUCCCAACCCCUCAACCCGGCUCUCAAUCUGCCCGGCCACGUGUUCCUCACCGAUCCAAUCGCUCUCAAUCCACCCAUAGUUGAGUCCACCUCCGUGUCAGAAGUGCCAUUCACGCCCGCUGUAACUUUAAAUGAAUCCCUGCUCAACUCUUACAAUAUUGCCAGCAACACGGUGUUGAUCGAGUGCACGAUAGCUCUGGAGGCCCCGGGGAGGGUCGUCCCCGCCGGGAUUACCUUACAGGAAAAUCCAGCUGAGCCUCCAGCUCCGCCACAAAUGCUUGUAAAUCAUGUGGAGCAGCAGCAGAUUGUAUCAGUGCCCAACCAGCAAACUGUGGAUCCCACUCUUCUUGUGUCAUCAGUUGAAGAAUCAGUAUCUCUGUCUACUGCCAGUGCUGCGAUAUCCGAUAGCCCCGCUGUUGCUGAGUCAAGCCCCGAGCCCAAACCUGUUGUUGAUCCAGAGCCGCCGGCCGUAAAAGUUGAUGAAGCGGCUGACAGUUCUGUUCCCGCUCCCGAAGUCUCAUCUAAAACCUCUCCCCCUCCUGAGAAGGCAGAGGAGGAGGAGGAGGAAUCUACAAAUAACACAACAGAUGAUGUUGAGCAUCAGACUUUCACCAAGAACUUCGUCUGCAAUGUGUGUGAUAAGCUUUUCCAUUCAAUGAAAGAACUAAGCCAUCAUGUGGGCGACCACGCUGAUGAAUGGCCCUACAAAUGUGAGUUCUGCUUGCUACUCUUUGGCAAACCCUCCGCUCUGCUGGACCAUCGAUCAAACCUUCACGGAGUCGGAAAGACCUACGUUUGCAGCGCAUGCACAAAAGAAUUUGUCUACCUGUGCAAUCUGAAACAGCAUCAGGAGGAGCUGCAUCCCGGCCAGCAGUGCACGCACACCGAGGAAGAAAAGGGAAAACUGAGACCUCAAAACUACAACAACUCCACUAAGGUCGAGUCCGAGCCUCCUGUUCCCGACGCUCAAGUGGAACCCAAGAAAACGGUGAAGAAGGAAGAGGGCGAAGUCGACGUGUCUGCCGAAGAACUCUUCACCACAAUUAAAAUCAUGGCCUCAGAUGGGAGCAAAAUCAAAGGGCCCGAUGUUCGCCUUGGCAUUAACCAACAUUAUCCCAGCUUCAAGCCCCCUCCUUUUCCGUAUCACAACCGGUCGCCUGCAGGCUCGGUGGCUUCAGCUACCAACUUCACCACCCACAACAUCCCACAAACCUUCAGCACUGCUAUCCGGUGCACCAAGUGUGGAAAAAGCUUUGACAACAUGCCAGAGCUGCAUAAGCACAUCUUGGCUUGUGCCAACGCCAGUGAUAAAAGGCGAUACACACCCAGAAAGAAUCCUAUCCCUUUACGGCACUUUGCCAAAACUCAGAAUGGAGUGCUGUCGACGACGAAUUCCACCAACAGCAUCAACGCCUCCAACAGAGUGAGCCAGUCAAACAGAGCCAAGCCCAACCAGGAAGCCCCGGUGAAGUUCAAGGUGCUGAACAAAAGGAAGAAAAAGCUGGUGCAGAGGGUCAUGCCGCAGAGACACAAAACCGUCCCUCCGUCGAAUAAAGCGUCACCGCCACAUCUGGAUGAGCAGAAUGAGAUAUUCAUCUGCCCCCACUGCAGCAGAGAGUUCUCGAUGCGUCGCAGCAGAACCAAACACAUGGCUGUCUGUCCCCAGAAGCCGACGGAGGCGAAGAAAAGGAAGGAGGGCGGGAUCUCUGUGACCAAGGAGAACGACGGGCGCCUGCACAGAGGCGUUUCCCGGGCAGAAGAGAAGCAGCAGUCGUCUCCCCCUCACAAGACGAGACUCCAGACGUCCGGCUCUGCAAAGAGACCCGCCGUCCUCCCUGUGCAAACCCUCUUCUCCAGCAAAAGAAGUAAGAUUAUCAUAAAGGAGAGCACACAGCCAAAGCAGGACGCUGCCACUCUGAACGAACUUCCCAUCGUUCGCACUUUCAACCCCGCCAUGCGGCAGUACAGCAGAGUGCAGCACGGCAACAAAGGAGCGCCCAUUAAGUUCACCGUGGUGAAACCUCAGCGUGCGCCGCAGAAAGACGAGUUUCCUCCGUCCCACGGCCGAGAGGACGGGAUCGGAGCGGUUAUCGGCGGCACUGGGCAGGGCGCCACUGCGUGACGGGGAGCAGCAGGCUUCUGUUGGAUAAAUCUCCAUCAGUGAUCCAGAGGCGGGAAACUGGGAACCACACUGUAAACCCAACGGACUUGUAUGCUGCAUCAUCCUGUACGAUAAAUGACUGAACACACACACACACACACACACACACACACACACACACACACACACACACACACACACACCAACAACUGAGGCGAUGCUGCAUAACAGAGUGUUUGAAUGCUUACGUAGUGGCUCGAAGUUUUGUAGGUUUUCUCCUUUGUUUUGCAAACAGUCGGCAGCUGGGAUUUGCACUUGAAGUUAAUCUGACUGCUACGUGUCACAAAUUGGAAAUGAAGAAGGGGGAAGCGAGGCGGAAGGCGCUUCUCAUUUCCUGCUCGCUGGGUUGUUUUAGCCAGGAUGGCAGGUGGCAAUCAUUUUCAGCAUGCAUUUGCACUUUUUUCUUACCUGUUGUCUGUGGCCUUUUGGUUUUGAACUCUUACUGCAUGCCGUCUGUGAGCUUCGAUUACAGCCACAUUAAUUUAGUUUUGUUGAUGCAGUCAGGCCUUAAACACUGAAUCUGAUGACCGUACUUCAGUUUUGCAGGCAGUAACAAAUUUCAGUACAAGGAAACACACAGUAAAUAUCAGUAAAUAUUGAUGUGGAUGAUCGUUUCUUUAGCACAAGACUUACCAACAAGAAUAACCUGCUCUGUAGUGCAAUGUAACCUUUGCCUCAAGCCUCCUCUCAGCAUUUCUAUGACUGAUGUCGGCAACACGAGUUGAAAGGAGCGAAGGGAGUUUCUCAUGAUGUGAAUGUAACUUUAAGAUUUAUUGCGACGGCCUUUUUCGAAAUUUCACAUGAUUUACUAUCCGGUCGGAUCAGCUGCUACUUUGUGUUGAUAUGAAAGUUUGAGAAAUAAUAAAUAUAGAAAAAUAAAACUUUUAUGUGCCAUCACAUUUAGCAUGAUGCUAAAUGUGGCGUAAAAGUGGUGAAAUGUGAAAAUGCAGCUCAGCGUUUCCCAAAUGAAGAAUUUAUUUAUGAAUGAUUUUGAUUGUUUGUUCACUUUUGCUUGUAAACGCUCAGACUGACUUGCAGCUAAAUCGCGCGCUUGAUCUUUGGGACCAGCAUCCCUCCAUCCAUCUUCACUACACUGCGGACAGGUUUCCAGUGCAUCACAGUGCAGACACAGAGACACACACACACACUGAAAUGACACACUGGAGAAUUACAGCCAUCUGUUCACCUCAACUACGUGGUUUUUUUUUAAACUGAGGACACCAGAAUCAUGGAGAUAAAACUUGCACAUAUCCCAUACAGCCCGCCCAUCACAAAUAAAUUCUUUGCUUCUGGGAAACUUUACAGUUUGUUGUAUUUGCACGGAAACCCCGAAACAAAAGUACUUAAUGAUUAUCUUGCCUCUUUCGCAAAAGUGGGUUCACAUUUCAACGGCGUUGCCUGAACCAGCUCCAGUGUUUGGCAUCACUGCAUUUAUUUAAAAAAAAAAAAAAAAAAGAAGAAGUCUAAUAUAUUUUCCGUUGUCCAGUUCUGUUAAA